This is a messenger RNA of Paramormyrops kingsleyae, 4784 nucleotides long. NCBI's taxonomy places the organism in Eukaryota, Metazoa, Chordata, Actinopteri, Osteoglossiformes, Mormyridae. The record is from RefSeq and is a predicted model, not a curated record.
UCUGCACCAUCAUCAUCAUCCCUUAGUCACACUACAUCAACAAGUUCUUCAUCCUUGCCUCCAUCAAAAACAAGUGAAUCCCUAACCCAUGCCACCAUCUCAACAUCUGUGCCCAUGACUAAAGCAGCCGGAUCUCAUGCCCCAACAAUUGCAACAGCUGCUACAAGUACUGCAAACAUCAUUUCAGCUUCUGCACCAUCAUCAUCAUCCCUUAGUCACACUACAUCAACAAGUUCUUCAUCCUUGCCUCCAUCAAAAACAAGUGAAUCCCUAACCCAUGCCACCAUCUCAACAUCUGUGCCCAUGACUAAAGCAGCCGGAUCUCAUGCCCCAACAAUUGCAACAGCUGCUACAAGUACUGCAAACAUCAUUUCAGCUUCUGCACCAUCAUCAUCAUCAUCAUCCAUCAAAGUGACAAUGCCUCCAUCAAAAACAAGUGAAUACCUAACUCAUGUCACUCUAUCAACAUCUGUGCCUAAAACUUCAGCAGUUGGAUCUCUUACCUCAACAACUGCAACAGCUGCUACAAGUACUGCAAACAUUUUCCCAGUCUCUGCAUCAUCUUUAUCCCCUACUCAAACUGCUUCAACCUCUUCAGCCUUUCCUCCAUCAAAGAAAAGUGAAUACUCAGCCCAUUCCAUCGUCUCAACAUCUGUGUCUGAAAUUACAGCAGCUGGAUCUAAUACAUCAUCCACACUUGCAACAGCUGCUAAAAGUACUUCAAACAUUUUCCCAGUAUCUGCAUCAUCAUCAUCAUCUUCAUCUCCUACUCAAACUGCACCAACAAGCUCUUCAGUCUCUCCUGCAGCACGGGCAAGUCAAUCCCUAACACAUACCACGUUCUUGACAUCUGUGUCUGAAAUACCAGAUCCUGGAUCUAUUACAACAUCAACAACAUCUAUAACAGCAGCUAAAAGUACUGAAAACAUUUUUCCAUUUUCUUCAGCCACACCUCCAUCAAUGACAAGUGAAUCCCUAACCCAGGCUACUGUUUUGCCGUCUAUAUAUAUAACUCCAGCAGCUGGAUCACACACAACAUCGACAUCUGCAACAUUUGGUACUGGUACAACACUCAUUAUCCCUUCAAUUUCUGCAUCAUCUUCAUCCACUGGUCAAAAUACAUCAAUAAGCUCUUCUGCUUCUCCUCCAUCAAAAUCCAGUGAAGCCCUGACUCAUACCACCAUGUUGACAUUUGCAUCUACAAGUACAGCAGCUCAAUCUAGUACAAUAUCAAUGACAAUUGAGAAAACAACUACUAGUACUGCACAAACAAUUCCAACAACAAGUCCAUCACCCUUUGUUGCUAUAUCUGCCCCACCAAACUCCACCAUGACAAAAUCAACUCCUUCAUCCUCUACAUCAUCAAUUCCGUUAACUUCAGCUUCUACCAAAACAAUACCAUCUUCAGGUUCAACCACAAUUACUGCACCCCCAGGACCCACCAUAGCAUUAUCUAUAAACACAUCUUCUGCUACUUUAUCUCCCCUACCAGGUUCUACCAUGACAAAAUUUACAACUUCAUACUCUAAAACAAUAAAUACCACUGUAACCUCAAAAAGAAAUCUACAAACAUUCAUUCUAUCAACUAAAAUUAGUAUACUACCCAAAUCUAACACAACAAUACCAUCAUCUUCUAUUACUUCAACUGCCCCACCAGAAUCUACCUUGACAAAAUCUCCAUCUUCUACAUCAUCAAUUUAUUUAUCCUCAGCUUUUACAAGUCCAAUAUCUUCAGCCUCAACCACAAACAUGACACCCCCAGAACCUACCACAACAGUGCCUAUAAAUGUAUCUUCUGAUCCUAUAACUCCCCUACCAGAUGUUAGCUUGAGAAAAUCUACAACUUCAUCUCUUAAAUCAAUGCCAUUAACUGUAACAUCACCUAGAAAUAGCCCAAUGUCUACUUCAUCAAUUACUACAUCUGCCCUACUAGGCUCUACCUCAGCAAAAUCUACUUAUUCAAUAUCUACAUCAUCAAUUUCUUUAUCCUCAGCUUCUACAGCAACAAGUCCAACAUCUUCAGCCUCAACCACUAACAUGACACCUCCAGAACUUACCAUAACAGUGCCUAUAAAUGUAUCUUCUGAUCCUAUGUCUCCCCUUUCAGAUUUAACCUUAGCAAAAUCUACAAAGCCAUCCUCUAAAACAGUACCUGUAACUUCUACUAGAAAUGUAUUGAUAUUUACUUCAUCAACCACAAUCACAACCCCAACAGAAUCAACCUCAGCAUCAACCUCAGCAGGACCAUUACCUUCUAUUACUACAUCUGCCCCACCAGAUUCUAACUCAACAAAAUUUACUCCUUCAUUGUCUGCAUCAUCAGUUCAUUUAUACUCAACUCCCACAACAAUACUGACGUCUUCAGCCUCAACCACCAACAUGGCACCCCCAGAUCCUACUACAACAGUACAUAUAGCAUCUUCUAUCACUAUAUCUCCCCUUCCACAUGUUACUUCUAGCACAAUGCCUGCAACCUCUACCAGAAAUAUACCAAUAUCUACUCCAUCAACCGCAAUCGCUACAGUAGUAGAAUCUACUUCAACUAGACCAUUACCCUCUAAUACUACAUCUGCCCCACUAGUCUCUACCGUGAUAAAAUAUACUCCUUCAUUCUCAGCUUCUCCCAAAACAAGACCAACAUCUUUAGCCUCUACUGCAAUCAUUGCACCCCCAGACUCUACCAAAGCAAUGCUUCUAACAUCAUCCUUUGUCACUCCACGUACAGCACCGGACUCUGCCUCAAUAAUAUCUACACUUUCCUCCUCUACACCAAUGCCUGUAACUUCAACAUCUCUCCCAAACUUACCAACAUCAACCACAAUACCUUCCAUUUUAGUUCCAGUGACAUCAAUACCUAUAACUUCUUCCUCUAUCACAAUUUCUCCUCUUUCAUCCUACACCACAAUAAUAUUUUCACCUUCAUCUCCCUCAAACAACUCAUUAACUUCAAACAACUCAUUAGCCCCUUCUGGGUUACUUUCAACUUCAGUCCCUUCCAUAGCAAUUCAUAGGAGUUCAUCCUCUAUUACAGUAUCAACCCCACAUGACUCAAUCACAACAACAUCUACACCUUCAUCCAUUACAACUCCUGUAACAUCAUUGUUUACCAUGACAGUUCCAACACAAUCAUCCUCAAUAAAAAUGCAUUCAACCUCAAGCGCAACUUCAUCACCUGUCACAAUUGCUACUACUCCAUCCUUUAUGAAAACAACUGUAACAUCAAUUUCUGCUAAACCAAUAUCAAUUCCUUUAAAAGAUAACCAUAUGACAUCAGCAAGUUCAGCAAGUUUUGAAAAUGGUACUAUUCCCAAGACUGUUUCUUCAAAUACAACUGUAAUGCCUACCAAUAUGACUGAAGCAACCUCAGGACCAAGCAUAGGAUAUCUUACAUCAUCAUAUUCCCAAGAAUCAACUACACCAAUCCCUUCCCCUUCUUUCAAGGAAACCAUAAUCUUUUUUGCUCAUGCACCAAAACUCCAAAUCAUUAAGCCUAUUACAUUCUCUUACCCUGUUGUGUCACGUGCCACUAUCACAGUACCUCCUUCCAAAGUAGGCAGUUAUCACAGGGCAGGCAUUUUUUCCAUGGGAUGCAACAAGACAUGUGGCACACUGCCGCUGAAGAUGCAAGUCGAAGGGGUUUUCCAACCCUCAUACCUUGAUCCCAACAGUCCCGUCUACAUCGACUUAACCAAGAAUGUCACAGAGGAGGUGAGCAUAGCCUUUCGUCUGAAAUAUCCCAACACAUUCAUUGGCUGCGGAGUUAACAGAUUCUGGAAUGGAUCAGUGGGCAUUGAUAUGACUCUUGUGUUCAAAAAUACGACUGUCGUGCCCAGUGGCGCUGAUGCAGAAUCCACACUGGAACAAGCCCUGCAUCUGGGCCAGUGUGCACUACAAGUUAUAUCUGGCAGCAUUGUUGCAGGUGAAACAAGUGGAAGCAUUACCACCACAAGACAGGCUAUUGAUGUUUCCCAUACUUCAAAACAUGAGACUUUUCAUCCUGGGGUUUCACAACAACCUAUCAGAUUGGGUACACUCUCGUGAGUGUAUUUGCACAGUUCACAGGAAGGGUGAUAAAACAUUUGGACCCAAUAGCAUACCAUUUCAAAAACUGAACGUUACACAACACAAUAAAGGCUGCCUUGGUUUCAGUUUCCACUUCAAUUUUUUGUAGGGGUAGAGGGCACAGUUACAGACAUUUACACCUAGACAGAGGUGCCCCAGAUUCUGUACACAAUAUGUAAUAUAUAGUUCAAAUGUUUCUUGUUCCCAAUUGUUAUAUAAGACUUUAUUUUCUCUUACUUCCCGUAAAUGUACCCUGACCCUGAUGCCAUGUAUUUGUAUUCUCUCAUAUUUAUGCCAAAAAAGUUUUAUUUUAUUUCAUUUUCUUUUAUUCCUCACUGCUGCUUUUGUUAUACCUCAUGACAUCAAAUAAACGCACUGUUCCUACUUUUCAUUCAUCUUUCAUGCAUACUAACAUAAAUACAACCCAGUUUUAAAAAAAACGCACCAACACCACAUAUGAGCGGGCGGAGGGAAGCGUGGGGUCUUUUCACACCCCCGUUCUCUGUUCGCCAUCUGGAGCCGGGGGCUGGGGGGGGGCUGGCCGUCCGGUCGGGGUCUGAGCUGGUGGGCUUCUCGGCUGCGGUGGGGUCCGGGGUGGUCUUCUUGUCCCCAUGCCAGAGGAAAAAAGGGAUCCAUCUCUGGGGUCUGGUGUUGGAUUGCCCCUCUGGGGGUGGUGGUGCCUGGAUCUCGGAGUAUAGAGUAUAUAUGGGGAGUGUGAGUGU